Prosopis cineraria is the source of this 1528-nucleotide messenger RNA. Its product is annotated as 26S proteasome non-ATPase regulatory subunit 11 homolog. Gene Ontology annotation, molecular function: structural molecule activity; protein binding. Gene Ontology annotation, cellular component: proteasome regulatory particle, lid subcomplex. The record is from RefSeq and is a predicted model, not a curated record. Gene Ontology annotation, biological process: ubiquitin-dependent protein catabolic process. The transcript is spliced from 2 exons. Lineage: Eukaryota; Viridiplantae; Streptophyta; Magnoliopsida; Fabales; Fabaceae. The coding region runs from base 178 to 1446 and encodes 422 amino acids.
CAUAAAAAAAAUGGAAAGACAACUUUGCCCAGUCAUAUAAGUCCUGACCUCCUCUUCAGACGGCACGAGCAACGGAGAAGGGUAGCAGGAAGCCAACCUUUCAAGAGAGCGACGGCCAGAUCGACGGAGGGAGCGACGGCGAACGACGCUGCCCAGAAGUUUGUGGAAGAAGUAAAAAUGUCUUCCUCGCAUCUCCCUGCAACAACAGAGACAAUUGCCCAGGCACUGGAGGCCAAAAACCCAUCUGAGGCUAUCUCUAUCCUUUAUCGUGUACUUGAGAACCCCUCUUCAUCUCCAGAAACUCUACGCAUUAAAGAGCAAGCCAUCACCAACCUCUAUGAUCUUCUUAGGCAAGAGAAUAGGGCAGAGGACCUGUGCAGCCUUCUCACUCAGUUGAGACCGUUCUUUUCUUUGAUCCCUAAGGCAAAAACUGCAAAAAUAGUGAGGGGAAUAAUUGAUUCUGUUGCAAAAAUACCAGGGUCAUCUGAUCUACAAAUUACACUCUGCAAAGAGAUGGUGCAGUGGACUCGAGCUGAAAAGCGUACCUUUCUGAGGCAGCGGGUUGAGGCAAGGCUUGCAGCACUUCUUAUAGAAAAUAAGGAGUAUGCAGAAGCUUUGACCCUCCUUACUAGCUUGGUCAGAGAGGUUAGAAGAUUGGAUGACAAACUUCUUCUUGUGGACAUAGACUUGCUGGAAAGCAAACUACACUUCUCCUUAAGGAACCUUCCAAAGGCAAAAGCUGCCCUCACUGCAGCAAGAACAGCUGCUAAUGCUAUUUAUGUGCCCCCAGCUCAACAAGGUGCCAUUGAUUUGCAAAGUGGGAUUCUGCACGCUGAGGAGAAGGAUUAUAAAACUGCGUAUAGUUAUUUCUUUGAAGCUUUUGAGUCCUUCAAUGCUCUUGAAGACCCCAAGGCUGUUUUUAGCCUAAAAUACAUGCUGUUGUGUAAGAUUAUGGUGAGUCAAGCUGAUGAUGUGACGGGCAUUAUAUCUUCUAAAGCAGGCCUCCAAUAUGUUGGGCCUGACUUGGAUGCCAUGAAAGCUGUUGCAGAUGCUCAUUCUAAACGUUCACUGAAGUUGUUUGAAAUAGCUUUGCGGGAGUAUAAGGCACAGUUGGAGGAAGACCCAAUUGUCCACAGGCACCUUUCAUCCCUAUAUGAUACCCUUCUGGAGCAGAACCUUUGCAGAUUAAUUGAGCCAUUCUCCAGGGUUGAGAUUGCGCAUAUUGCUGAGCUAAUCGAACUUCCCAUUGAUAAUGUGGAGCGGAAGUUGUCCCAGAUGAUUUUGGACAAGAAGUUUGCUGGCACAUUGGAUCAAGGUGCUGGAUGCCUUGUCAUAUUUGAUGAUCCCAAGGGUGACGCCAUAUAUCCUGCAACCUUAGAAACCAUUUCCAACAUAGGGAAGGUUGUGGACAGCCUUUAUGUUAGGUCUGCCAAGAUCAUGGCAUAAGCUAUCUUGUUAGUGAUCUUGCUACAAAACUUUGUUACCGUUUCUGGAUGAUGAGCCAUCAACUUUGUUCAUGUUCUUGCGA